AUGCAGGAGGCCGGAUGCGAGCUCGCUCCCGACAUGGCUCUGGCCUCUGUUUUCGAUUCUUUGAAGCUCACUGCUCUUGUGGGAAAAAUGCGGCGAAAGGUUGCCCCGAACCUCUCUCUGAGGGAUGCCCUGGCUUGCGACACGGUCCUGGAUUUCUUGAAGCUUCUUGCAGAGAGGAGUGAUGCAGAUCCACCCAGCAGGGACAUCGCCGGGUCAAGGGACCACGCCGACUCCGGCUUCCGAGUUCGGGAGUGGCCGUACAUGUUUUCACUGUCUGUCUGCUGGGCCUUGGAAUCAAAGGAGCCUGUGAAGAAGGACGUGCUCUGUCGCACCCUGGAAAAGCUGAAGCGGAAGCACGGAGCCUUGAGAAUGCAACUUGCAGACCCGCCUGCCUUGUGGGAUUUUGCCAUGGAUGCUGCUGCGAACCUCUCCUUCUCCAGAGCGGUGCUACUGCGUGGGCGCCCACGGCGUCCCGGCCUGUCGGCUAGGAUCUUGAGUGGCGUCGGCUUUCUGCUGUGGACGGCCUGGCCUCGCUUGACGCAGACAGAAGAUACAGAGGUGCCAGUGGAGGUGGUCCAGUGCCAAAGCCGUGAACAACUCGAGCAACGCUCAGCCUGGUUGCUGGAUGGACGAAAUGCACGCAACUUCCUCACGGGGCCACUGCAUGCCGUAUUGCUGGAGUUGCCGGGUAUGGGGGCGCGGCUCCACAUCGCCGUGAGCCACGGGCUUUCUGAUGGCUUUUCGGGAAUGCCUUUGCUACAGGACUUCGUUCGCCUCUACGAUGCUGAGCUUGCAGGCCGACCGUCCGAAGAGGCCCUGGAUGAUGCUUUCUUCGGCCUCACGAAACAGGAAGUUCGGCUGCAGGAGACUUUGGUCAGGGCAGGCUCCGGCGGCGGCGAUCUCCAAGCCGACUUGGGCAGCUGGGCAUUGCCAGCCGAAAGUGGCGAUGCCUUCGACCAUUUCGUGUGGCUGCAGCAAGCGACGAUGACCACCCUCCAGACUGUUGUCGAGCGGCGGAAGUGGUGCUGCUCCUUGGACGUGGCGGUAUUGGCAUUGAUCGGCGGGGCCCUCGCACGGCUGAGUUCUACCGGCUCCCUGCACCUGCGCUUCGUGGCAUCUGCCCGGGAUGCCCCUGGCGAAGGAAGCGUUGUCGCAGAUUUCGCAGACUCCAGGGAUUUGGACCUCACCUUUCCGGCCAAGACCACUGUCGAGCAGGCCGUGUUCGCCAUUGCCUCUUGUGUCCGUCACCGACGAUGGCAUCUGCCUGAUGCUCUCACCGACGCCGAGGAGCGCACCUACAUCAACGUCAGGCCCUUGUUGCAAGGAUUGAGCUCGCCAUCGUCCUGGCAUCACACCACUCAAUGGCCUCCUGUGGAGGGCGAGCGCAACUGGGAUCGCCGGAACGUAUACCACGCCCUCUGGAUCAUGGCUGACCAGGUCGCGCCACUGGAGUGGGUGCUAUGCCUCAAGGUUCGAAAGUCCCGUCGCGAAGCCACACGCCUCGGGGCGGUCAUUGAGGGUCUUCUUCUGGACCUGCACGACAGGCCCGACGCAGAGCUCCUCGAAACCGAGAGCCCGUGCUCCUGA
Messenger RNA from Symbiodinium sp. CCMP2592, 1587 nucleotides. The record is from the annotation of a GenBank genome assembly. Lineage: Eukaryota; Dinophyceae; Suessiales; Symbiodiniaceae.